AGGGGAUUAUGCUCCUUACGACGUUUCUCUUUGCUCGCACUCCUGCCCUGAAUCCGGCCUAGCGCGGAUCUCACCAAAAGAGGAGGUCAGCCAAUCAGAGCGAGCGAAACUGCCUGGUCUUGGCCUGAAGCGGUUGUGAGCGAGAGCAGCUGGCUAGGACGUGUCGUUGACUGAGAGCUCGAGCGUCCGUCGAUAUCAAGUUAUUAAAGCACUCUCGAUCUCUUUGUGUGUCCCAACUUUCACUUGUUCUUUUUGAGGAACUCCUUCAGGUCGACGAAUCGUCUCGAGCCAAUUUCAACAACAAGGCCAACAACAGUGCCGACGCAAUCAGAUUCAAGGCAAAUACUUCCCCCCCAUCACUGGAGUACCAUUGCACAACACACCAUGGCUGUCCCUACCGAUACAGGACAUACCGAGGAGAAGGUCUUCCGCGCCUACAGCUCCGAGCAAGGACGGCAUUAUGCCAGUGCUCGCACUGCUUAUCCCCAAGUCGUCUACGACACAGUUGUCGACUUUCACACUACCACAGGCGGUCACUUCGGAACGAUAAUGGACGUCGGCUGUGGCCCUGGUCCGGUUGUCCGGAAACUCGCGACAAAAUUCGAACACGCUACAGGUGUCGACCCGAGCCCCGGUAUGAUCGAGUCAGCCACCAUCCUUGGUGGGUUGUCUGGCUCAUCCAAGCCUAUCGACUUUGUUGUUUCAAGGGCAGAGACUCUCGAGGGCAUAGCGGAUAGCAGCAUCGACCUAGUCACAGUCGCCGCAGCCGCGCAUUGGUUCGACAUGACCGAAUUUUGGCCACGUCUCGCACAGGUCGUACGUCCUGGCGGCACAGUCGCGGUUUGGAGCAGCAGCGCAAAGAUGCCGCACUCCUCGAACCCCAACGCCACGGCGCUCACCAAGCUCCUCACCAACCUCACAGACAACGACCUAGAGCCUCACAUGGCCCGGGGAAAUAAGAUUGGCAGGUCAAGGUACUCAGAGCUUCUGUUGCCAUGGACCAUAGACCACCCUGUUCCCGAAUUCGAUGCGGCAUCGUUCCAGAGAUUGAUCUGGGUGCCGGAGGGGGAGGCUGUGCAGGAGGGCGAACUAGCAGUGCCUAUCGAGACUCUGACGAUGGAUGAUCUCGAGAGGAUAGCAGACACAAUGAGCCCCAUUACAAGAUGGAGAGAAGCACAUCCAGAUCUGGCUGGCACCGAGCGAGACCUGGUCAAGGCUUCGAGGAGAAAGAUUGAGGCUGUCCUGUCCGAGGGCGGCGCUCAGAGUGACAACCUGGUUCUCAGGAUGACCUCGCCUGGUGUGCUCUUGCUCUUCAAGCGGGUGUGAUCCAGCACUCUGGGCUGUCGAAUGGGAAGAACUACGUACUUACACCCUCAGGACAACAACGCCUGCCUCUUGUGCAGAAAAGAUUGGCACCUGCCUGAGUGGUCGGAUAUCUUUGUCCAGCAGCAAGCACAUCUACACCAUAGAGCCGUUGAAGUAAAGCACAGACGACCUGCAGCCAAAUGCCUCGACACUGCCUGUGACUGAAAUGUGUGACUGUGUGAUCUGUGACGCCACGAUGCGAAGUCGUGGUCGUCUGUUGUUGAUCUCGCUGCACUG
Microdochium trichocladiopsis is the source of this 1602-nucleotide messenger RNA. RefSeq names its product methyltransferase domain-containing protein. The coding region runs from base 385 to 1326 and encodes 313 amino acids. The record is from RefSeq and is a predicted model, not a curated record. Gene Ontology annotation, molecular function: S-adenosylmethionine-dependent methyltransferase activity. Lineage: Eukaryota; Fungi; Ascomycota; Sordariomycetes; Xylariales; Microdochiaceae. The transcript has a single exon.